This is a messenger RNA of Rotaria sp. Silwood2, 876 nucleotides long. The record is from the annotation of a GenBank genome assembly. Lineage: Eukaryota; Metazoa; Rotifera; Eurotatoria; Philodinida; Philodinidae.
AUGGUCUUCAUCUGUCGUUUUAGUAAAAAGAAAGAUGGAACAACAAGAUUUUGUGUCGAUUAUCGUCGGUUAAAUCAAAUUACAACAAAAGAUGCUUUUCCCCUACCAAGAAUCGAUGAUAUUUAUGAUCAAUUAACAAAAGCAACAUAUUUUACGAAAUUUGAUUUUAAAGCUGGAUAUUUUCAAGUACCAUUAGACAAAUUAGAUCGACCAAAACAGCAUUUUCAACUCAAGAUGGACAUUUUCAAUUUAAAGUGUAAACAUGUACUCGCCUAUAUUGAUGAUAUUAUUAUUUACUCACAAAACUUUAAUGAACAUUUAAAACAUAUUGAAGAAGUAUGUUCAUUAUUACAUGAAGCAAAUUUUAAAUUAAAUGUCGAUAAAUGCGAAGUUUCAAGAACAGAAAUAUUAUUUCUUGGACAUUUAAUUAAAGCUGGUACUAUUAAACCUGAUCCAAACAACAUCCGUGGUUUGACCGAUACACAAGAACCAACAUCAGCUGAAGAAGCAUUUAGAUUCGUCAAAGCAGCAGAAUAUUAUAGAAAAUUUAUUCCAAAAUUCUCCAUCAUUGCUGCACCAUUACACCAAUAUUCUCCAGAAACAUUACAACAACAAAAGAUUAAUAAAAAAUUAAAAUUUGAAUUAUCUGUUGAAGCUAGAACAGCAUUCCACCAACUGAAGAAAACAUUAACAACCGACCUUAUUCUCGAUUUACCUGAUGAUACAUUGCCAUUUAAAUUACAAACUGAUGCUUCUGUAGAUGGAAUUGGUGCUGUUCUAUUACAAAUUACUCCCAAUGGUGAUCGACCAUUAGCAUACAUGUCCAAGAAAUUAACAAAAACACAAACUAAUUGGCCAACAAUUGAACAAGAAUAG